Molecule: messenger RNA, 2995 nt
Organism: Laccaria bicolor S238N-H82
Lineage: Eukaryota; Fungi; Basidiomycota; Agaricomycetes; Agaricales; Hydnangiaceae
Product: glycoside hydrolase family 79 protein
Exons: 10
Coding region: 596-2995 (799 amino acids)
Molecular function (GO): protein binding
Source: RefSeq, a predicted model, not a curated record
CCAAGGAGCUUUGAAUGCAAAUGACCAGUCAGUCAGCUACGGUCCAGUUCUUUGGGAUGUCCUCAAUAAAAUUGCUGGCGAGGUUGGCGCCAACUAUCUGAUUGGCCUGUCUCUCCUUGAUCCUAACAAUCCAAAUGUCCCGGUCGAGGCAGCCGCAGUUCAGGAGACAUUGGGCAAUAAUUUGGAUGGGUUUCUUUUAGGAAAUGAACCAGAUCUUUACACUUCUCACGGGGAUCGGCCAAACAUCCAAAACUACACGACGGAUAAUUAUAUCGACGAUUUUCGAACUGCUGCAAGCCACUUGACUAACACCUCGGCAGGUGACAUUUUAGCACGGCCUGUUUUGGGAGGUCCCACUAUAUGUUGUGCAUGGAAUCUUGAUGCUUUGUUAAAGGGAGGAUAUUCUACCGCAUUUGAUGAUGUCCUGAAGUAUAUCUCUCUUCAGCACUACCCUCAAAACAACUGUUUUGGCAGCUACCAGUACGAGAUCCCUUACUACGUGCAACAUCCAAAUGUGGUCAAUCUUACUGCUUGGGAGCAGCCGGGUAUCGACAUCGUAAACGCGAAUACUUCGUCGCGACGACCACAACUCAUUAUGACGGAAUUUAACUCGGCGUCAUGUGGAGGCAUCCCAGGAAUUUCCAACACAUUCGCUGUCGGUUCUCUCUGGACAGUAGAUUAUGCACUCCAACUGGCAUCAGUGGGGUACAGUGCAGCCUACAUCCAUACAAGGGAACAAGGGAUUUCAUACAACCUGUUUGACCCAAGCCCUGGAUCUUGGACCACCAAUCCUCCCUACUACGCCCUGCUGGCAGUGGCUGAAGCGCUACAAUCCAAAAAUGGCAGCAAAGUGGUAGACCUUGAUAUAAUGGGAUCGAGGACCGACUUGAAUGCCACCGUCAGCGGAUACGCCGUAUAUGAUGCCAUCGACUCGAGUGUCCAACAAUUCGUUCUCUUCAACUAUUACAACACAACUUCGACCUCUGCGCCCUCCGCUUCGUUCUCCCUUCCUUCCUCGUCGUUCAAGUCGAGCUCAAGCAAUGCUAUCACCGUGAAAUACCUGACUGCUGUCAGCAUGGCAGAAACCAUGAACAUUUCUUGGGGUGGUCAAACGCUCAGAGGUGUGGGGGAUGGAAAGCUUGUCAAAGCUGCGGAUUCGUGGGCCGCCGCUAAUGUGCAGAUCGACUGUACCAAGGGGUGCACUGUCAACGUCCCUGCACCUGGGAUGGCGGUCGUGUUUGCCGGUGCGGCACCAGUCCAGAAUAACGCAACCAACACCAACACUACCACUGGUGCUGCCAAACCGUCGAGCGACGCAACCAGCACAGUACUCGCUCUGUCUAUAGUACCGAUGGCAAAGAGCCUCGUUCCUCUUUGUGUAUAUGCUACGUUAGUCCGAAUUAGGAGGGUCAUGCGCGACGAUUGGCUGCAAGCCUGCAAUGACGUUUUAAGGCAACCACAGGGGAUUCAGGAUGACAGUACGAUGAACACUGCCGACAUGGAUGAUAGCGUUCUGGAUAGCAUCAACUCUCUCCCAAGCGAAAUUCUUUGCAAAAUUUUUCUGGAUUAUCUCCCCGAAGGAGGCUCCGAGGUAUUGGUGGGAAGUCUCAGCGGGACAACAAUCACUCUAUCCCACGUGUGCUCACGUUGGAGGGAAGUCAUCUUGGUCGCUCCUCGUUUAUGGAGCCAGCUAUUCCUGAAUCUCGACGAUGAGAGGUUCCAGGAGAAACAUUCGUGGGAACAGGUCGUUCAAUUCGUUCUGAAUUGGUUUAGUAAGGCUGGGGAAUGCCCUCUCAAACUUCGAUUUAACUGUCAAUCCGUGUCUGUGGGUGGAAGGGAAAUCACAGAAGAAGGCUACUUGAAUCACCUCCUGCCCCCUCUUAUGGCGCGCAUUCGAGAUCUUGAACUUGAUCUUCGCCGACUACCACAGCAUCUUUCCGUGCUUCCUCCCAACAAAUUCCAGCAGCUUGAAUCCAUUGUACUUCACAAUGGAUAUCUAAAAACCAAUUCCGUUGAAAUGAUGUGGAAUCCGGAUGAUGAGCCACUCACCAUUUUUGAGAACACCCCGCGACUACAACGUCUCGCUAUGUUUUUCCCACUGUUCGGGAAGCGUCUCAAUAGCGUCUUGAUACCUUGGUUUCAAAUGACUUCCCUCAUCAUCUCGAGUUACAUACACCCCCCAGUUUUGGAUGAACUCUUGUCAAAAUGCGUCAAUCUCGUAUGUGGAGUUUUCUACAUCAUUGGUGACGCAGACUGUUCCCUUAUUCCCUCUCGUCCAAAAACCACACUGGCGCAUCUCGUGGAAUUGACCAUAGUGUGCUACACAUCGAUCCAAUCGGUUUUAACUCCAGCCGUUCUACGAAACUUCCAUCUACCCAAGCUACAGACCCUUCGACUCGGCCCGUUGAGCCUGGAAGCAACAUCUUUGGAAGACAAAGUAUACCUUUUCCCACAUUUAUCCCUCAUUCGUCGCUUGUCCUUCCAGUCCCAUAUGCGAAGUUGGUUUGAAUGCGACCAUUCACUUGCGAUUGAGCUCCUUAAAUUUGCUGGAAAUGUAGAGGAUUUCGACAUUUCUUCAACCAAUGAUUAUUCAACAAUAAUGAAGGCCUUGAUAAUCUCGGAUGGGGUUGAUAUUAUUCUACCCAAGCUCAAAUCAAUUCGUAUUCACUUCCCAGAUCCGUUCAAUGUGGAUCAAUUACGGAAAAUUUCCAUACCAACUCUUGUAAAGAUGGUCGACUCCAGAUGGCACCCACAACAGGCUACCCAUCUCGAGAAAAUUAGUGUUUUUUUGACCCAGUCAACUGUCACAAAGUCUCUGGUCAGGAUGUUGAAGAACUCUCUGGAGGAUGGACUUCAAGGGUAUGUAUCGAGGGGAUUGAUUCUCCAUGUUGUCGUUUCGGGCGCCGGAGAAGUUAUCUGGCAGGACCGUCUUCCACAUGACGAGAAUUAUUGGAAAGAGGGAAUGGAUUGUAUGCGACUCCUGGAAACGACGUAG